AUGGGCGUACCAAGCAAUCCAUCAGCAUCAACAGGAACAGUAGCUAAAUGGGAUUCUCGGUUCGCUGGUCAUGUUCCACAUAAUUCAUCCUAUUAUUCAAAAUGUAUUCUUGGUGGUAUUCUUGCGUGUGGUCUUACGCACACAGCUAUUUGUCCACUCGAUGUUACAAAAUGUAAUAUGCAAGUCAAUCCGGAUAAAUACAAAGGUUUAGUCAAAGGUCUCCGAUUGAUUAUUGCUGAAGAAGGAAGUCAAGCUAUAUGGAAAGGUUGGUUACCAACAUUUUUUGGUUAUUCAGCACAAGGAGCACUCAAAUAUGGUCUCUACGAGGUGUUCAAAGAUCAAUAUGCUAAUAUGCUUGGUAAAGAUAAUUUCGAAAAAUACAAAGGUUUGGUUUGGUGUGCAGCAUCAGCAUCAGCUGAAUUCUUUGCUGAUCUCGCUUUAUGCCCAUUUGAAAUGGUUAAGGUCAAAGUACAAACAGCACCGCAUGGCACAUUUCCAGUAGCUUUUGGUCAAGCUUGGUCGCAAAUGAAUGCUCAACGAGUAGAAACUGGCUUUCCAUACCGAUCAAUUAUACCAUUAUGGUCACGACAAGUACCUUAUACAGUAGCAAAAUUUUUCUUCUUCGAAAAAAUCGUACAAUUAUUCUAUACACAUAUUUUUACACAACCAAAAGAUUCAUAUUCAAAAACAACACAACUCGGUGUUACAUUUGCUUCCGGUUAUUCAGCUGGUGUUAUUUGUGCUAUUGUUUCACAUCCGGCUGAUUCAGUUGUAUCUCUUCUUGGUAAACCUGCAAAUAAAGGCAAAAGUUUAGGACAAAUUAUUAAUGAAACUGGUUUUGUUAAACUAGCAACCAAGGGUCUUGGCACUCGUAUAAUUAUGAUUGGUACAUUGACUGGUCUUCAAUGGUGGAUUUAUGAUACGUUCAAAACAGCUUUGGGCAUGGGAACAACUGGUGGCAAAUAA
Messenger RNA from Rotaria socialis, 966 nucleotides. The record is from the annotation of a GenBank genome assembly. Lineage: Eukaryota; Metazoa; Rotifera; Eurotatoria; Philodinida; Philodinidae.